AUGCGGCUGCCCGAUUUCUUGUCCGCUGUCACGCUAAAUGUUGUUCUAGCACUUUUCUCCAUGCUUAUGGCUAUUGUGGCGUUAGGGCUACUAGCGUUUGUGCUAGCAAAGGAUACCUAUCUACAGAAAGAAACUCUACCUACCAUGCGAGACAAAAUCAAGCGACACGAGAGUGUAGUGGUGGAUUUUAAGAAUCCAAGCACUGUACCGGAUCACUUUCUCCAGCUCAACACUCUGAUGUUCCAGAAGAAACCAAAAAAUAAUCUUAUCACAGAGAUGCCAGCACUGCCUUUAUCCGGCAUGCACAUGAUGUCCUCGACGGGUGGAAAUGAGGGCGUUGAACAAGAACUUUCGCCGCUUCAGGCUGAAUCAGAAGUCGCAUCGAACAAGGUCAGCUCAGUGUUGCGCGCACAGAGAUCAGCAUCUGAAGGACAUGAAACUACGCAGCAUACCACGGAACUGAGUGUUGAGAUUUCUCUAGGAAAAGGUAGAGAAAGAUAUGUAGAUUACGAGUUGUAUGGUCAAGACCGGGGCCGCGAAUACGAGUCUGAUUGCUACCUGCACGUGGUGGCCCUGCUUUAA
Messenger RNA from Necator americanus (New World hookworm), 582 nucleotides. RefSeq lists its product as uncharacterized. NCBI's taxonomy places the organism in Eukaryota, Metazoa, Nematoda, Chromadorea, Rhabditida, Ancylostomatidae. The record is from RefSeq and is a predicted model, not a curated record. The transcript has 6 exons. The coding region runs from base 1 to 582 and encodes 193 amino acids.